Cloeon dipterum is the source of this 3270-nucleotide messenger RNA. Its product is annotated as RYamide receptor-like. The record is from RefSeq and is a predicted model, not a curated record. Gene Ontology annotation, cellular component: plasma membrane. Gene Ontology annotation, biological process: neuropeptide signaling pathway. The transcript has 6 exons. Gene Ontology annotation, molecular function: neuropeptide Y receptor activity. NCBI's taxonomy places the organism in Eukaryota, Metazoa, Arthropoda, Insecta, Ephemeroptera, Baetidae. Bases 291 to 1481 code for a protein of 396 amino acids.
UGGCGAGGCUGUGGUCCGCUCUCCUCUCCUCUCCUCUCGCCGCCGCUGCUGGCACGUCGCCGGGCAAUCCGCGAAAUUGAAUCGAAAAAAAAACUCUUCCGGCCGCUGCGCCAGGAAAAUGCCGACUCUGGAGGAAGAAGGCGACCACCGCUGGAGCUAAUCGCGGAGAGGAGAUUGCCUGCGUCGAGUGCUUUCGUCAACUUUUCCAUAGCUGUCGGAGUUCGUUCCCAUUUUAAAUGUGGUUCGGAUGAGCCGAAAUUCGCCUCGGUGUGUUCCGUGAAAUUUUAAAAAUGAGUGCGAAUAACUCGAGCGAGUUGUCGAACGAGACGAUAACGGACUGCUCGGUGAGUUUUAUGCUCGAGGACUCCGUCCUGGGCAAGCCGUGGUUCCAGGCGAUCGUCUUCUUCGCGUACGUGGCCAUCUUCGCCGCGGCGCUCAUCGGCAACGGCCUCGUGGUCAUCUCGGUGCGCGCCUCGCCGCGCAUGCGCACCGUGACCAACCUGCUGCUGGUCAAUCUCGCCUUCAGCGACCUCCUGCUCGCCAUCGCGUGCGUCCCGUUCUCCUUCGUGCCCACCCUGGUGCUGCAGUACUGGCCCUUCGGAGCACCGCUAUGCAAACUAGUCAGUUUCUGCCAGGCUGUGUCCGUGCUGGUGAGCUCUUACACCCUUUUGGCGAUUAGCGUGGAGCGCUACGCCGCCAUAAUGCGUCCGCUGCGGCCGCGUUUGGCGCGCCGGCACGCCCGAUGGGUCGUUGUCGGCAUCUGGGCCGGAGCCUUGGCCUCGGCGGCGCCCAUCUUCAUCGUUUCUGAGGUGAUGCAGCCGAGCAAUGAAUACGAGACGUGCGACAGGUUCAUUUGCACCGAGAUGUGGGACUCUCUGGAAGCGCAGAGGACGUACACGCUGGCGCUGUUGGUGCUGCAGUACGCGCUGCCGCUGGGGGUGCUGCUCUUCACGUACACGCGCAUCGCCACCGAGGUCUGGGGCACCAGGCCGCCGGGCGAGGCGCACAACAUGCGCGACAUGAGGAUAGCCAGGAACAAAAGAAAGAUGGUGAAAAUGAUGAUCGUCGUCGUGCUGGUGCUCACCGUGUGUUGGGCCCCGUUUAACAUCCUGCUGAUCAUGCUGGACGUGAAUCCUGAGCUGAACUCGUGGCCGGGUUUUCCGUACAUGUGGUUCGUGUUCCACUGGCUGGCCAUGUCGCACGCGUGCUACAACCCGCUCAUCUACUGGUGGAUGAACGCCCGCUUCCGCUCAGCGUUCGCGCACACGCUGCGUCAGGUGCCGCUGCUGCGUCGGUGCACGCCACCGCCGCCCGCCGAGCCCGCGUUGGCGCGCGCAAACACCUCCACCUCGUACGUGAGCGUGCGUGCGCCGCGAAACUCGCAUUUCCUCUCCACCACGCAGAUGGUCAACCUGAGGCCCGACCUGCCCAACAACAACAAGUUCAGGCCAGUCAUUUUGGAUGACGAGGACAUUUUGUAGAAAAAAUAGGCUUUUAUCCUAGGAAUUAGUGAAGAGUGGGGAAAACAUGAAGAAGAGUUUUAUAUUAAAGACAGUCUUUGACGAAGUUUCUGAGCUCACCAAUCGAUUCCUGAAGGUCGAAUUAGGCUAGUUUGAUAUUUUUUCCGACCAAAAAGUGUAGCGCGACGUGCUAACUUUUUUUCCCGCCAAAACAACAUGAAUGUGAGAAGUGCGCAUGCGUCAGAGCGGGCUGGAUCUGACAAAUAGGCGGUCUCGUCUUCAAGUGCUCAAAUCAGCUCUCACGCAUGCGCACUUCUCGCAUUCAUAUUGUUUUGGCGGGAAAAAAAGUUCGCACGUCGCGCUGGACAUUUUGGUCGGCCAAAAUAUCAAUUUUACCUAAUUCGACCCUCAGGAAUCGAUUGGUGUGCUCAGAAACUUCGUCAAAGACGGUCUUUUGGUUGCAUUAGACGGGUUUACUUCGUGAUCGAAACAGCAGUGCCACAGCGACAGCCUAAUGGCGCUGCCGUCUCGAUCGUGAAACAGAUUCACAAGCGAUUUAGUUGGAUUUUGAUGGAUUUCAAGUCUUAAAAUGGCGUGAUUGGUGUCUAGUAGCUGUCUUAAAUUGGGAACGCUGAACAAAAAUCUUAUUCCGUCAAGAAAUGCAAUCAAAUCUGCUUAAAAACGUUUCUCAUCAAUGGUUUUAAGUGAACAAAUGUAUAUAUAGGGUUAAAAUGAUGAAGAUUUUGAUUAUUGAAAGGAUUAUACAUAUUUUUAUCCUCCAUUUGAGGAAACAAACUUUCUUGUACUUAAUUUAACACUGUCACAUAUGCUUAUUUUUUUCUCAAACUUGUUCAGGUAAAUAAAAUGCUUGUAUCAAACUUGCUGUCCAUCUGCUUAAAAUCUUGCCGUCUCGUUGAAUGUAAUUUAUCAAUAAUUCCUGUCUCUGUGUCAUUGCAGCGUCUGUUCAUGGCAAUUAUUUUAGCUUAAUUUAUUUUAAGGUUUUUGUUCAAAAUAUAUUGGCCGGACACUCUUGGAUGCUUGAUACUAACCAGAAAUUUCAUUCCAUGAACUUAAUAUGCACAUGAUUGUAAAAACUAUACUGCAUUUGACGUAUUAAUUAAUAUUGAUGUGUAUAUAAUUCAUUAUCUAAAUGAUCGAGGUGCUAUCGGUAAAAAGAUGUGUUCAUUUUAAAAAGGUUGCCAACAAACAAAACUCGGGAAUUUUGAUUUUUGGAAUCGAACAUAUUAUAUAUUAUGUUGCUAAUUUGCGGGAAAGCAUUAUGCUUAAAGAAAAUUAGAAAGUGAAAGAUAUUUUUAUAAAUGUUCACAAAACAAGAUGAAAUUUGAUGUGAAUGUGUUCUUUGGAAUUGAUUGUGUUGUUCGGCCCCGGCUUUGAUUGUGUCACAAAUUCUGUGCUAAUUUCGCGGGCCUCAUUCCAUCGCGUAUAAGUGUCAAAAGUGUUUCCGAAUCUCCGUUAUUCCAAGUGAAGUGAAGUGUGUGGAUGCUGAAAACUGAAUAAAAAGCUGUAUGAUAUCUAGUCAGGUCUCUAGUCCACAUUCCUUUUGGUGCAAAUUCUUUUUUCCCUUCGACGAUGCGGCGGAGAGACGAUUGUGUUUUGUUUGAAUUUGAUGAAAACGAGAGACGAGUGCGUCGCAGCUUAAAUAAAUUUUAUUUAUUGCUGUUAGCCGCGCGAAAUGUGUAAUUUUCGCCGGCCAUUAACCGUUUCUGCGAAAGUGAACAAGAAUAAACGCUGUAUCUCUCUCUCUGAUUGUGAGUGCGAUGAAAAUAAAGAGAUCUCUGUGGUUACGUUA